AUGGAGAAGGUGAUGAACAUUCUGAAACCGAAGGCGAAUCCUCAACAAAUAUUGAGAGAUUGGCAACGCAGGCUUCGCCAAGAGUGUCGAAACAUCGAACGUCAAAUUCGCGAUAUUCAGAGAGAAGAAAAAGCUGUGCAGAAGGCUAUUAAAGAAGCUGCCAAGAGGAAUGACAUUGGCUCUGCAAAGGCACUUGCUACGGAACUUGUGAGAUCGAGGAAAACGGUGAACCGUCUUCAUGAAAAUAAAGCGCAAUUGAAUUCGAUAUCAAUGCACCUUGGUGAAAGUGUUGCGAUUUCUCGUACUGUGGGACAUCUAUCCAAGAGUGCUGAGGUUAUGAAGCUCGUCAAUAACCUCAUGAAGGCUCCUGAAAUGGCUGUGGCUAUGCAAGAGUUCAGCAAAGAAAUGACAAAGGCAGGAGUCAUUGAGGAGAUAGUAAACGAUGCUGUUGACUCGGCAUUAGAUUCUGAGGACAUAGAAGAUGAGAUAGAAGAGGAAGUUGACAAAGUCUUAACGGAAUUAGCGGGUGAGACAGCUGCACAACUUCCCGAAGCUGUGAGGAAACAAAAGGUGAAGCAACCUGCUCAAAGUGCUGCAGAGGAGGAAGAGGCUAUUGCUGAGGGUGUUGAUGACGAGGAGGAAAUGGAAGAAAUUAGGGCCAGACUGGCUAAAGUCAGGUCAUAA
Molecule: messenger RNA, 684 nt
Organism: Vicia faba (fava bean)
Lineage: Eukaryota; Viridiplantae; Streptophyta; Magnoliopsida; Fabales; Fabaceae
Source: the annotation of a GenBank genome assembly